Messenger RNA from Tachysurus fulvidraco (yellow catfish), 3991 nucleotides. RefSeq names its product lysyl oxidase-like 2a (gene loxl2a). Gene Ontology annotation, cellular component: membrane. Gene Ontology annotation, molecular function: copper ion binding; protein-lysine 6-oxidase activity. Bases 240 to 2465 code for a protein of 741 amino acids. Gene Ontology annotation, biological process: peptidyl-lysine oxidation; sprouting angiogenesis. The transcript is spliced from 14 exons. The record is from RefSeq and is a predicted model, not a curated record. Lineage: Eukaryota; Metazoa; Chordata; Actinopteri; Siluriformes; Bagridae.
UUAAACGCUCGUGAGAAACGUGACGACUUGUUAUUAUGUCGUCAUCGCCGUUACAGCGCGCGCGUGUCUUCACAAAUUAACGGGGCUGUUCUCACGUUCCGGAGGCAGGAAAAGAGGAGGAGAAGGAAGAAAGAGAGAACAGUCAAAAGCCCUGGGAAAGAGUGCAGUGAGGAAGAGGACGGUGAACUGGAGGAGCUGAACAACUACACUGUCCCAGCACCCCUGCAGUAUUUGUGUGUAUGACGAUGGCCAGGCGGUCAUUCUCCGUGUUUGUAGUGGUGUGUGUGUUGGCUGUGUGUGUGUGUCUGAGUGUGUGUGAGCCCAUCACUUUGCGUCUUGCUGGAGAGAAGCGUAAACACUACGAAGGUCGAGUGGAGGUGUAUUACGGCGGAUCGUGGGGGACGGUGUGUGACGACGACUUCGACCUUAACGCCGCACAAGUAGUGUGUAGACAGCUCGGAUUCCUCGGUGCUGUCUCUUGGGUUCCGUCUGCUAAAUACGGCAAAGGAGAAGGUCCUAUCUGGUUGGAUAAUGUACACUGUAUAGGGAAGGAAGCAUCCAUCUCUGACUGUCAAUCAAACGGGUUUGGAGUUUCAGACUGUAAACACUCAGAGGACGUCGGAGUUGUGUGCACACAAAAGCGCAUCCCGGGAUUCAAACACAUUAGCGUUGACAGUAACGAUGGGGAGAUUCUGGAGGUGCGAGUGGAGGAUGUGCGCAUCAGAGCCACCUACUCCCACCGUAAACGUAUUCCAAUCACAGAAGGCUUUGUGGAAGUGAAGGAUGAGGGGAAGUGGAAGCAGGUCUGCAGUGAGAACUGGACUCCACAAAACAGCCGUGUAGUUUGUGGCAUGUACGGCUUCCCCGGAAAGAAGGGCUUCAACACUAAGGCCUACAAGCUUCUGUCUGAGCGUAGGAAGAAGAACUACUUUGGUUUCGCGGUGAACUGCACAGGAAAUGAAGCUCAACUGACCGAGUGCAAGAUGGGCAAACCUCUGAAAGGGUUGAAAAAUCUGAAUGCCACAUGUGGCCUUGGAAUGCCCGCCGUGAUCAGUUGUAUUCCUGGAAGAGCCUUUGCACCUACACAAUCCUUAGGAUUCAGGAAGGCCUACAGAGCAGAGCAACCUCUGGUGCGUCUACGUGGAGGGGCGAAGAUGGGUGAAGGUCGAGUGGAAGUGCUGAAGAAUGGUAUUUGGGGAACGGUGUGUGACGAUAACUGGGACAUGAAAGCCGCCAGCGUGGUAUGCCGAGAGCUAGGCUACGGCACUGCUAAAGAAGCACUGACUGGGGCACGAAUGGGGCAAGGAAUGGGCCCGGUGCACAUGAAUGAGGUGGAGUGCUCUGGCUUCGAGAAGUCUCUGACAGAGUGUUACUUUAACAAAGAAUCUCUGGGUUGCAGUCACGAGGAGGACGCGGCUGUGAAGUGUAACAUUCCUGCCAUGGGCUUCCACAACAGGUUGCGUCUGAGCGGAGGCAGGAACCCGUACGAGGGGCGUGUGGAGGUGCUGGCGGAGAGGAACGGCUCGAUGGUGUGGGGAACCGUGUGCAGUGACAGCUGGGGAAUCAUGGAGGCCAUGGUGGUGUGCAGACAGCUUGGGUACGGCUUCGCUAAUCACGCCUUCCAGGAGACAUGGUACUGGCAGGGGGAGGUCGGUGCUGAUGCUGUAGUGAUGAGUGGAGUUCGGUGUUCAGGCACAGAGAUGAGUCUCGCUCAGUGUCUCCAUCAUGGGAAACACGUUACAUGCCCAAAAGGAGGAGGAAGAUUUGCUGCUGGAGUCUCCUGCACUGAGAGUGCCCCAGACCUGGUGCUAAACGCAGAGGUUGUUGAACACACUACGUAUCUGGAGGACCGUCCGCUGUACGCUCUGCAGUGCGCUCAUGAGGAGCAGUGUCUCUCCCAAAGUGCCAACUCAGCAGACCCGUCUUCAUACAGACGGCUAUUGCGCUUCUCCUCUCAGAUCCACAACAAUGGCCACAGCGACUUCAGACCCCGCACCGGACCCCACGCCUGGGUGUGGCAUGACUGUCACAGGCAUUACCACAGCAUGGAGGUUUUCACUCACUACGACCUUCUGAGUUUGAAUGGCACUAAAGUUGCUGAAGGGCACAAAGCCAGCUUCUGUCUGGAGGACAGCGAGUGUGUUGAAGGAAUACAGAAGCGUUAUGCCUGUGCUAAUUUCGGGGCUCAGGGGAUCACUGUGGGCUGCUGGGACACAUACAGACAUGACAUCGACUGCCAGUGGAUCGACAUCACUGACAUCAAACCUGGAGAUUAUAUAUUCCAGGUUGUAAUUAACCCUAAUUAUGAGGUAGCUGAGUCUGAUUUCACUAAUAACAUCAUGAGGUGUAAAUGUCGCUAUGAUGGAUAUCGGAUCUGGACUUAUAACUGCCAAACAGGUGGCUCUCGAAGUUCAGAUGUGGACGAAUAUACAGGAUUAAUGACCAAUCAGCUUCAGCGCAGGUAGAAGUCUAGCCAAAGUGAGGAAAGUGAAGAGUGGAGUGAAGCCCAGACGGACUUCUAACACGAGAAGAGAUCCAACCACUAGAGGAGGCAUGCUGACGUGACCAUCCUGCACCUAUCGAUACUUUGUUUACUGUCUAUAAGAUGCGACAUCUGUCAUUAUCCCUGUACACCACCUUCAUCACAGCUCUACACCCGUAUCCCAGUCGACACAUGACCAACAGCAUGGAGAACAGCACAGGAAACCCAGCUUCUCAUCUUGAUAGUAAUUUAUUGCAUUAGAGAAUGCAGUCUGGUAAAAUAACACGCUCCAGAGUGCCUGUUAGCUUAGUGUGUAAUAGAUUUUUUUAAAUAGAAUUGGCAUAGUGAUGUCUUUCUCAGCAACCAAAGAGUUUUGAUACAAAGAGUUUUGCAGUAAAAUGUUCAAAUCGUGCCAAAAUAUAGGCGAUCAACCAAGAUUUUUUUUGCUUUUUGUUUUGCACUGGAUCUUAACGCUAACAAGUAAGAGAAUUUCCUUCCUGAAUCUGAUGCUGGUGCUGAGUAAGAACUAAAACUGUGAUAAGGAUAACCGAUCUCACAAUAUACAGUAAUAUACCUGACCUUUCUGUGGCACAUGAUGAGAUGAAGGGUUUGUUUUCACAAAUUUUACCACAAUUUUUUUUUUACUCGUCAGCUGAUUCGACUUGUAGCUCCAGUGCAAAUUGAUUGCAAAAUGUUGUGUUGAUCACAUGCACAAACACUACGCUAUACGUCGGUGCGAUGUUUACAUCUAAGAGACGCUUUACCCAAGGCUCACAAUUAUUACUCCUCCCCUUCAUAUUAGGAGACACGUACUGUACUUGAAAUUAGGCAUGUGCCAAUAUUAAAGCUCCAUAUUGCAAUAAAUGUUUUAGAAAAACAACAAACAUCUCUUAACAGCCACAAUGUAUAAACACAGCAUGUUAGCUCUUCGUACUAAAAACUCUCAACCACAGCAAACUAGUAAACUUCAGCUAGCAACUUAUGCUACUAUGCUGUAUUCUGGAAACAACUUUUAACUAUCUUUAGCUGCGGAUCAAUUGUUCAUCGUGAUUUUCAGCACAUGCCUACUUGAAAACAAACUGUAACGUCUACUUUCUGUCUUCACAUGACAUCACGUGAUGCUAGUGCCAUGCCGCAAGCAAAACAUAGCGCUUUUGCAUGCUACUUUUCAUAUUUACUUGUAUUGCAUGUUUUUAUAAAAUUCUGCAGAUUUUAUAAGAACACCUGAUCAGCAAUGAUACCUUUUUCCACUCAGUCAGCUUUGUUAGCUAAAUUCAUUGAGCAUGCUUUGUAAUUUAUUCCUACAAGUCAGGGAUUUUUUUUUUUUUCAUUAUGAUAACUCAAGCAAUGUGGCACUAAAAUCUUUUUGCUGUUUUGUGAACUUGUGCCCUCCGUUUUAUGAGGGCGUUUACAGCCAUUCGAGCGGUUAGCGCAUCAUGAUGUGUUUACUGUUGAAUGUAUGAUUCACAUUGUGCCUUGUUUUCUACAAUAAAAACAUAUUUAUGAGUC